AUGGUCCUCGCCCUCCUCGCCACCGCAGGCCCCGUCGUCCGCACUCCUGGCAUCAGGAUUGCACUAGGGGAGCGCAGCACGCUGGCUCGUGCUGACGGGACCUUCGACCACGAGAGGACCAUCCUGCACAACAUCAAGACCCACAAGCGCGCCCUCCGCCGCUCUUUUCGUGCUUUGGUCGCUAACCUCUAUGAUGCACCCCGCAGCAGGUACCAUAGGAAUCUCCGGAGCUCCUUGAUUUCCACAGCCUCUGGGAAGGCUGAGGAGAUCAAGGGGUUUCGCACGAUCUCUCCCUCUUCGCAGAGGCGUGACGUUGGCGUUGAGUCGCUCAUUGACGAGAAUGACAAUGAAUGGCUGGGCGAGAUCUCCAUCGGUACUCCUGGCCAGCUCUUCCUGAUCGACUUUGACACUGGCUCGUCUGACUUAUGGGUUCCCGGUUCGUCCUGCACGAGCUCGACCUGUGACAACAAGAGCAAGUACGAUGCGUCAAGAUCGUCCACUUCUUCCCAGAAGAGCGGCACCUUCGAAAUCCAUUACGGUGAUGGUUCAACGGUCUCUGGUCCAGUUUACACCGACACUGUGGCCGUCGCCGGACUCACUGCCACUAAUCAAUAUUUCUCUCCAGUAACUACUCUUUCGAGCUCUUUCGAAGACGAUCCCACUGAGGGUAUCUUAGGCCUUGCCUACCCCUCCCUCUCGAACCCUGGAGAGAACCCCGUAUUUAACACGCUAGUCGAACAGGAGGGGUCGGAGCUCUUCCUUGGUGGCACGGACCUCCUCAGGUACACUGGCUCUAUCGAGCACCACGACGUCGACACGUCGACAGAAUUCUGGCAGGCUACGAACGCCCAGUGCGUCGUCGAUUCUACGACCGCGAGCAGCGGCUUUGCCCCCAUUAUCGACCCUGGCACGACCAUCAUGUAUGGGCCGUCGAGCGCGGUCCAGAGCGUCUACGCAGCGAUCCCAGACAGCGCCGCCUUCGACUCGGAUGGUGGGCUUUACUCGUACCCGUGCAACUCGCCUCCGACCGUCGGCUUCAACUGGGGCAGCAAGACGCGGAGCAUCACAAGUGAAUUUAGCUUCAACCUCGGAGAGACUGCAGAAGGCAGUGGCCAGUGCGUCGGCGUGCUCGCCACUGGAAGUGAAAGCCUCGGUCUCGGGGACAACACCUGGGGGCCUGGCUGCUCGGCGACUGCUUUAUGAAGAACGUCUACACCGCGUUCUCGUUCGAGAGAGACGCCGUCGGCUUCGCCACCCUCACCUAGGUAACGAAGACACCUGAGCAUGCUGCAGCGACGCCGUGAAGGUCUUAAGAUAAUGUUCGAAUAGAUGGAACGGUUGUUUCUCUUGAAACUGUUGUAGCACUUAUGUGUGUGUUAAGGCUUCUCUGCUUGCAGUUUGUGCAAGUUCUCUGCUGUAUAGGACUCCUAUAGGCUAUUGUAAUGCU
Messenger RNA from Phanerochaete carnosa HHB-10118-sp, 1447 nucleotides. RefSeq lists its product as uncharacterized. Bases 1 to 1203 code for a protein of 400 amino acids. Gene Ontology annotation, biological process: proteolysis. The record is from RefSeq and is a predicted model, not a curated record. The transcript has 5 exons. NCBI's taxonomy places the organism in Eukaryota, Fungi, Basidiomycota, Agaricomycetes, Polyporales, Phanerochaetaceae. Gene Ontology annotation, molecular function: aspartic-type endopeptidase activity.